This is a messenger RNA of Rhododendron vialii, 1146 nucleotides long. RefSeq lists its product as uncharacterized. The coding region runs from base 528 to 989 and encodes 153 amino acids. NCBI's taxonomy places the organism in Eukaryota, Viridiplantae, Streptophyta, Magnoliopsida, Ericales, Ericaceae. Gene Ontology annotation, cellular component: signal peptidase complex; membrane. The transcript has 8 exons. The record is from RefSeq and is a predicted model, not a curated record. Gene Ontology annotation, molecular function: serine-type endopeptidase activity.
AAUUUAAUACUCCCUCCGGCAGUUAGCAAAGCGCGAGCGAGAGCACAGUUCAGACCAGAGAGAGAGAGAGAGAGAGAGGAUGGGGUGGAUCGGAGAAGCAGUAGAUUCCGUCAAGUCCCUACGAAUCAGACAAGUCCUCUCUCAAGCCGUUAGUCUCGGUUCGUUACAUCACUUCCCAUUCCCUCUCACUCCUCCGCAUCGAUUCGUUACACAUCGUUUGUUUGUAUGCAUUAUGAGAUUCAUUCUCACAUUAUUCCAGGCCUCGUGACAGUGGCGCUUUAUUGGUGUCUUUUGAUCGGCAUCUUCCGACAAUUCCUAGAGCUUUCAAUCACUCCAGCCAUAUUCUUGGAACUAUAUUUGUUAAAUUCAUUCAGCAUAUCGCAGUGGUCACUCUUUCACCUCUUGUGGCCACUUCAUUUAGUGUUCCCUUAUUCCUACUUAUUCUGCUGAAGUUCAAUACAUAUUUGUUGAUGAUAAAGAAAGGGAAAUAGGUAAAAUUUGUUUUUGAAUAUAUUUUUUUUCCAGGUAUGAUCGUUACCUCUGCACUUAUUAUAUGGAAAGGAUUAAUGUGCGUAACUGGUAGUGAAUCACCUGUUGUUGUUGUGCUUUCUGGAAGCAUGGAACCUGGCUUCAAAAGGGGUGACAUUCUGUUCCUGCAUAUGAGCAAGGAUCCUAUUCGUGCAGGAGAAAUUGUGGUGUUUAAUGUCGAUGGACGGGAAAUCCCAAUUGUCCAUCGAGUAAUAAAGGUUCACGAACGUCAGGAUACAGAAGACGUUGAUGUUCUAACUAAAGGGGACAACAAUAUGGGGGAUGACAGACCUUUGUAUGCUCACGGCCAUCUCUGGCUGCAACGGCACCACAUCAUGGGGAGAGCUGUCGGGUUCUUACCUUAUGUUGGUUGGGUAACAAUUAUCAUGACUGAGAAACCUAUCAUCAAGUAUCUGCUUAUAGGUGCUCUUGGACUGCUGGUCAUAACUUCAAAGGAGUAGGAAAUCAAAUUUUGUGCGUUAAGCCCAACAGGCAUCGAAUACAUCUUUCUUUUGCCAAUUGGGAUUGCAGAAACCAUUUUCGUCAUUUCUUCCCCUUCUCUCCUUUUGUAAACUAUAAAUUUUUUUUAUGGGAAACUAGACAUAGAAUCUCAUAGAA